Molecule: messenger RNA, 2569 nt
Organism: Eptesicus fuscus (big brown bat)
Lineage: Eukaryota; Metazoa; Chordata; Mammalia; Chiroptera; Vespertilionidae
Product: disintegrin and metalloproteinase domain-containing protein 29-like
Exons: 2
Coding region: 1-2196 (731 amino acids)
Biological process (GO): male gonad development; proteolysis
Cellular component (GO): external side of plasma membrane; plasma membrane; sperm head plasma membrane
Molecular function (GO): metalloendopeptidase activity
Source: RefSeq, a predicted model, not a curated record
AUGAGGCUGGAAGGGGAUCCCAUCACGCUGAGGACGCCCAUCUUGCUGUUUGGGCUCUGGGUGGUGCUGGCUCCCACCCAGUGUUCUGAAGGUCGUCCCUCCUGGCGCUACAUCUCCUCGGAGGUGGUGAUUCCCAGGAAGGAGCUGCACCAUGGCAAAGCCCUGCUGGCAGCAGGCUGGCUCUCCUACAGCCUGAGGUUCGGGGGCCAGAGACACGUCCUCCACAUGCGGCGCAAGAGACUCUUUUGGCCUGGGCAGCUGGUGGUGAUGACGCAGGAUGACCAAGGAGCCUUGCAGGUGGACCACCCCUUUUUCCCGCUCGACUGUUACUACCUGGGCUACCUGGAGGACGUCCCUCUCUCCAUGGUCACUGUGGACACGUGCUAUGGGGGCCUGGAAGGAAUCAUGAAGGUGGACGACCUUGCCUAUGAAAUCAAACCCCUCAAGGAUUCCCAGAGGUUUGAGCAUAUCAUUUCUCAGAUUGUAGCCGACACCAACGCCACAGGACCUACGUCCAGGCUGGGAUACAAGGCAGAGAGGCACCCUCUGCUCUCCAAAGUGAACACCAGUGCAGCCUCCAGGAUCAGCAGUAAGCUCUAUUCAUCCCACAGAGGAAACCUGAAAGCCUGCCUCAUGAGUUCCAAGUCCAUUUAUACUCUGUACAGAAAUGUGUCAGAGAACAUCAAAUUCCUAGUAUAUCUAGGGAGUUUAAUGGACUCCAUGUUCCGAGGCCUUGACAUAAGGUACUACAUCAGCAUCCUGGUCAUUUAUAAUAAGAGGGAUCCAACCGAUAUGACCAACUUUUAUGUGCCGUUUGGUCCAUUUGCUCAGAAUUAUCGGCACAACAUUUAUAAUCCUUUUCGGCCCUAUUCAGGCUUAAUGGUGCUUAAAGAUGAACCCCAUGAACUUAAUUUUAAUCCCAUUUUGAACAGUAUGUGUACGCCCCACAGUCUGGUCUAUGUGGGUCACCUGUACAGACAUGUAUUAUUGUUGGCAGUAAUAGCCACCCAGCAAGUUGGGAGGACAAUAGGUGUGUAUAUGGAUACAGCUGAUUGUGUUUGCCAGCGAAGGACCACCUGCAUCAUGUACAGGUACCCCGUGUUGACAGAUGCCUUUAGCAACUGCUCCAUGGCAUUCCUACAAAACUCCUAUAGUGCUGACCAUGCAGCAUGCCUCUACUUAACUGGAUUUGUCCAUGCAAAUGAAAGCCUGACAGUCACUCGAUGUGGAAACUCUGAGGUGGAAGACAAAGAGCAGUGCGACUGUGGGUCCUUCAAGGAGUGCUAUACCAACACCUGCUGUAAAACCGACUGCAGCUUCACACCUGGAAGCAUUUGUGACAGAGAAAGAUGCUGCACAAACUGCAUCUACACACCCGCGGGGACGCUGUGCAGACCGAUUCAGAAUAUCUGUGACCUUCCGGAGUACUGCAUGGGGAAGGAAACGAGCUGUCCUAUGAAUUUUUAUCUGCAAGAUGGAACCCCGUGCACCGAGGACGGCUACUGUUAUCAUGGCAAUUGUACCGACCGCAGUAUGCACUGCAAGGAGAUCUUUGGGGAAGGGGCACUGAAUGCUCCAGCAACCUGCUACUUCUUCAAUUUCCUGGCAAACCGAUUCGGACACUGUAGAAUUACUCAUGUGUUCAAUCCAACCGGUUGUAGUACCCGUAACUUAUUGUGUGGACGCCUACAGUGUACAAACGUUACUCAUUUGCCUCACGUGCAGGAACACGUGGCUUUCCAUCAGUCUUUCCGGGGAAACACCUGGUGUUUUGGACUGGAUACACACCGUGGAGCAGAAACAACCGACGCUGGUUUUGUGAGAACUGGUACCCCCUGUCGUUCAAAAAAAUUUUGUGAUAAGGGCUCCUGUAACUCUUCCAUAGAAGCCAUAAACUACAACUGCCACCCUUCGAAAUGCAACUACAGGGGCGUGUGCAACAACCAAGGGAACUGCCAUUGCCAUGUAGGCUGGGACCCUCCCCGGUGCAUAAACCCUGGUGCCGGAGGGAGUGUGGACAGCGGACCCCCGCCAAGAAGAACUCGGAGUGUGAAGACAAAUCCUAUGUCAAUCGUGCAUUUGAGAGUCGCUUUUGGUCGCUUGCUUGCCCUCGUAGCCGCACUGCUCUUCGGGGUAGCCACGAAUGUGAGAACUGUCCAGACCACUACAGUCACUGAAGUGCAAGUUGGAAAGUAAACAACAAGUCAGCCUUCCGACCCCUGUACAACUCAGGCAACAUGAAGAAACACCUGAAAAAAGUCACCAUAACCCACUGGCAGAGCUCAAGCCCACCUUCUGAAUGGCUGCAGGGGUCCUGUCCAUAUCUUGGGUGUGCACACCAUGAAUGUUUUCACAUCACUCUCUCUGACAGCUCGCUGGCCAGCAUGUGCAAUAAAGCUGAGAACAUGAGAAAGAAGAACCGUCCCUGGAGGCAACUGAAAGCUUGAGAGGAAAUUCCUUCGCCCAACAGGAAGGCGCUUUCCUUCCCACCUCCCUCUGCUCCUUUUCCUGGAGCUGCUCUUUGGACUUGGUGAGGUCAUGAGCUCCCCCUUGCAUUCAGAGUGCCCCU